Chenopodium quinoa (quinoa) is the source of this 2111-nucleotide messenger RNA. RefSeq lists its product as uncharacterized. The transcript is spliced from 2 exons. NCBI's taxonomy places the organism in Eukaryota, Viridiplantae, Streptophyta, Magnoliopsida, Caryophyllales, Amaranthaceae. The record is from RefSeq and is a predicted model, not a curated record. The coding region runs from base 328 to 1620 and encodes 430 amino acids.
UUUUCCAAUAAUAUCUCAUCUCCUGUUCUUUAAAUAUUACAACGUUAAUUCUAUUUUACGAAGCGAUUAAGACUAGAUGCUUAAUUAUUCCCUAAUCAAUAACACCAACGCGCCAUGGAAUGCAGUUGUUAAACACUCCACAUUGGCUCGUCAAACAGUCUCACUCCUCUCUCUCUCCACCACUUGACAUCGUCCCCUUCUUUCCUCCCUCUUGAAUGCUCUUUCAUUUUCCUACUCAUUCUUUCACUCUCUUUCUCUCUCCUCUCAAUCACCCUUCAUUCAUUCCUUCAUUAAUAUACAUCCAUUAUCUCUACUCAACCACCGAAAAUGGCGGUUGACGACGACAUGUGCAGCGACGGAAUGCAAUGCACUGACCACCCUUACCGCACCACCUCCCCUGGCGGUGGGAUCUGCGCGUUUUGCCUCCAAGACAAACUCGGUAAACUCGUCUCCACUUCCUCCUCCUCCUUCCUCAUUAACUCCUCCUCUUCUUCCUCCCCUUCUUUCAGAUCUGACCUCCCUUCCUCCGCCACCUCCGCCGCAACCGCAACCACCUCUCUCUCCAUCUCCAUCCCCACCGCUUCAAACAGUCGUAAUUACAACCAUCAUUAUAAUCAACAUCGUCAUAAUAAUAAUUUUCAAAAGGAUCAUUCUACUAGUAGGCCCCGCAUACCUUUUCUACUCACUCAAAAGAAAAAGAAGAAAGAUGAUGUCCAGUCUUCUUCUUACUCACCUAGUAAUUCUGUGCUCAAGAGAAGUAAAUCAUCUGCUACCCCUCGAUCCACUCGCUUUCUAGAAGAUUUCAGCCCUAGACGAAGGGGUUUUUGGUCUUUUCUACACAUCUCUAACACCCACCACAAAAAACCCACUACAAUAGUCACUCCUUCGUCUACAACCACCGUACCCCCGGAAAAUACGACGGCGGUGAUGGCGGUGACGGCGGAAGUGACGUCAUCGGCGGCGGUGAAGCCGGAUAUGACGUCAUCGGAGGCGGCGGCGGUGGUGGUGGAUGAGACGGAUGAGAGUCCGAACAGUAGCGGAGGAGCGAGUAAUACGGCGUCGUUUGGGAGGAAGGUGUCUAGAUCUAGAUCUGUAGGAUGUGGUAGUAGGAGUUUUUCAGGGGAUUUUUUCGAGAGGAUUUCGACUGGGUUUGGCGAUUGCACGCUCCGGCGCGUGGAGUCGCAUCGAGAAGGGAGUAAACACCGACACUCAACCUCACGCGCCGCCGGGGAUACUGUCCGGGAGAAAGUCCGGUGCGGUGGUUUAUUCGGCGGACUUAUUAUUACUUCCUCUUCAUCGUCAACAACUUCAUCGUCAUCGUCGUAUUGGGGGGCUGGAGAUGGACGGCCCAAUGGGCCGACAGUGACACCAGCUGGGCCGCUUGUUCAUGGGCGGAGUCGGAGUUGGGGGUGGGCUUUUGCUAGCCCAAUGAGGGCGUUUGCGAAACCGACUACGACUCGGUAUGAUCGUAGUAGGGAGCCUGGUGGUGGUGGUGGUGAUGGGAGUGUUAAGAACAGUAAUGGAACACCUAAUUUGGCUGCCAUUCCAUCUUUAUUAUCAAUAAGAGGCGUUGAGUUUUCCAUGAAGAACCCAUACUUGUCUAAAGAGCGAAAAUGUUAGUCAAAGAUGCAGUUUUCGAACCACAUGGUCAUCCGAUUAUUUAAUCAUUCCUUUCGAUCUUCCACUUUGCUAUCAAAUCUUCUUGAUUCCUCCUUGUUUGGAAAAAACUCUAAAAAAACUAGUCCAACGGUUCGUUCUUCUGCAAGAUUGAAUGUCUGAUUGUCUGAUUUGACCAAAUAACUACACGAGGGUAUAGCUCGCACAACAGAGAAAUCAGUUUUGGAGCGAUGGCAACACAGGUUUAGUACUCUAUCCUUUCACGCAAUUCUGCUAAAGACACUUGGAUUGUAAUUGGGAUGUUAGUACUUGGAAUUGGAAAUGCUAUGUACUUGUGAUUUUGUUGAUUGAACGUUUUUGGCUUGUAUGUGCUCUUACAAUCUGUUCUAUGUUAUGUAGUCCUUUCUGUAAGAACACAAAUGUAUAUUUUAUGGCAGUAUGGUGCUACGUCGUAUGUUUAAUGAACGGGGCAAUGGUACACAAAGUUCCUUAUU